Bolinopsis microptera is the source of this 1929-nucleotide messenger RNA. RefSeq names its product synaptic vesicle 2-related protein-like. Gene Ontology annotation, biological process: transmembrane transport. The transcript is spliced from 2 exons. The record is from RefSeq and is a predicted model, not a curated record. Lineage: Eukaryota; Metazoa; Ctenophora; Tentaculata; Lobata; Bolinopsidae. Bases 632 to 1690 code for a protein of 352 amino acids. Gene Ontology annotation, molecular function: transmembrane transporter activity. Gene Ontology annotation, cellular component: membrane.
UUUAAAUUUCCUCGUCUGCGUCUUUCUAUACAGAGUUAAACUUAUUCCUCGCACAACGUCUCAUACUUAUUCAAAAAUUACUCCAUUGUUUCAUUUCAAUUUAGGGGAAUGGAUGUUCAUGUUACGAAUGACAAGAAGUUGAUUUCUUAUAUUAUUUUGAUUUUCUGAUAGGAUUAUUUCUGUAUCAGAUAUUUUAUUCUGUAUCUCCGAGAAGAUGGCUAAUCCUGAAUUCGAAAUUGAACCUGACACUGGACAUGAAAACGACUCUUUAGUCAAACGAGAAGAGUCUUGGACAAGAAUAGAUAAACUUCUGCUAGUAUUUGGUGUCGUCAUCAACUUUGGAGAUGGAGUGGAAAUCUAUUUGCCUGGUUCGUCCAAAAUACAAGAAUUCCCAGAUCAAUAACUGGAUAAGUCAACACAUAGAAGCCUCAAUAGUUUGAGAGACUCCUUGUCUCUCAAUGGACCACUCAAAUUUCUUUCAUUAAAAGUUUAAAAAUGUAACUCCAAAAAACGAUCACUAGAAACUAGAAAGCAUCAUUUUUAUUCAAGAGUGAUAUCACAACAAGUAUCGUGUGAAAUUGAACUUUCUCCGUGGAAGAAAGGAAUACUGGACUGCAUUCAGUACUUCACCAUGGCAGUUGCUGUUGUCAUCUCAGGAAUAUUGGCUCACAGGUUUGGGUGUAGAGUUUUGACUCUGUUUUCCCUCUAUUUGAGCUCUAUCAGCACAGUUGUCUGUGCUAUAGUAGCUAACUACACCACACUACUCCUUUCUAGAGCCCUUAUCGGGUUUUCUGUUGGACUCAAUUUAUCCGUCCAUAGCGUCUUGAUUGCUGAGCUGAUUUCUAGUAAGAAAGUUCUUGACGAGAUGGUGAUGGCAUUGUGCAUAUCGUACACUGUUGGAGGGAUCUGGUCGGCGAUUCUGGGAUACCUGCUGUUAGAUGUGGUAGGAUGGAGGAUAUUCAUUCUUCUGACAUCAUUGCCUUUCUUCAUACCACCCAUUUUUAUGCUCCACUUUAGUUCUGCGUUGACAUCAGGACCCAAAACGGGACAAAGAGUGAACGAGCAAAACCAAACAGAGAAGAAGGAAAUGGUGACUGCGACUGUUCCAAAUUUUGUUGCCAGAACUACAAAACUAGGAUUGUUUGGCUUUGUGAUCAUGUUCCAGGGCUGGCUUACUAUUCUUCUCGUACCCGCUUUAAUCCAGGCGUUCAAGAUCAAGGAAGCCGAACCAAACAGUGACUGCUCUGUGACCGUGACUCAAGGAAAGGAACUCCUGCUACUGGCUCUUGUCACCUUUGGAUCUAUCCCCGGACGGUUAUUCAUGCACUUCACGAGGAAGGAAUUCAGUCAUCGCAAAUUUCAGGUGAUAGUUGCCAUACUGAACGUGGCGAGUUUUGGAGGCAUGCUUGCACAGGAUCAUCUUGCAUUAGUUGUAACAACCAAUUUUAUCGUCAAGUUCUUGUAUGGGAUCUCUGGUAUGGCCUAUGGUUACAUUCUCCUGAACAUAGAUUACUUCGGAGCGGAUAGAUUUGCCCUGGGUUCCAGUGUUGGAGUUGCGGUGGGCUUGAUGGGUGGUGCAGUUGGAACAGCUAUGGUUGCUUUUGCACCGCUACUAUCUGCUAUCAUCACUGCGUUAGUGCUCAGUGCUCUGCAGAUUCUGGUGGUUCUCUCAAUGACAGAGGUUCAGUAGAUUUCAGGAGAGGGAUAUGCAAUGCAGCUUUCGAAAACCUGGGGGAGAUCGAAAAACCUGAUGCAGGAUGCUGUAAUACACUCUAACAGUUUACAUUCCUGUCAAGAUUAAUUCAGAGUCGGAGGAAACAAUGCAUCUUUCAUAAACUCGGACGCAGUUAUCUGGAUAAUAUUUUUUGAAAAGUCAAUCUGCAUACGUUUGGAGUCACUGAGUUCUUAAUUUGGACAAAUCUUUUUAUC